AUGGACGGAGGCCACGAAAUGUCCGAGAAAGACUACAAGAGGCUAAGAAAGUCACAGCCGAGAAAGGAAAGAGUGCCCAGAGAGGACUUUGGAGACCCGUCGGAAAUAGGAGGAUUCAAAGGCCCUUGGAGCAGAUUUGCAGGCGUUUCUGAAGACAGGAGGAGUCCAAGAGAUGCCAAGGAGGAGCAUUCGCUGAGAAGAAUCGUCAACAAGCACUGUCUGGUCGCCGGGAAGGAGAGGUCCAGAAGCAACUACUUCCUGUCCAUGAGUGACCCAAGUUUGAGUAGGGUGCCGUCAAGGCGAUUUCUUGUUCCAAGGAGCAACACCAUGCUAUUCCACGACCACAGAGACAUGGUCUCCUCUGCCUAUCUCUUCAGGAAACAUAAGCUCUUCCUUUCCUCCGGACUCGAUGGAAAGGUGUAUCUGUACAACCUGAGGGAUGGAGGGCUUGUGACAACGUACAUGGGACACAGCAAGGGAGUGUCGUCGGCCAUGCCGUCUCAAUGCGAGAGCAGAUUCAGCACAGUGUCGUUCGAUGGAUUUCUGAAGGACUGGGAUGUGGAGACAGGGAGGUGCAGUGUGAAGAUGGAGUUGGGAUGUCCCCUUACCUGCCAGUCGCCUGAGGCAUCUGGCAAGACUGUUUUUGUAGGGGGACUAGACGGAAGAGUCAGACAUGUGGAUAUGAGGAAUAGAAAGGUCUUGAAUGAGAUCGGAGAGGAAGCCCGGUGCUGGGAAAAGAAUUCCUUCAGACCUUUCUCAGCAUAUGACAUCCUGGCAGUCGAGGAAGGCAACUUCCUCAUAUUCACAAAUAGAGAAGGAUCCCUACAUCAGCUGGACUUGAGAAACAACCAGAUAACCAAGAGAUGUUGUGGCUCUUAUUCUUUUGUUGGAUUCAACCGUGAGGAAAACAUUCUUAUGGCCACCGGCUGCGACGAGAUCAUACUUCUGGAUCCCUCCACCCUUGAGGAGAAGAAAGAGAGAGUCAGGGCUCCGGGAUGCUCCACGAGAGUGAAAGCCUCCUUGGAUGGGGGCACUCUGUGCUACGGAAACACAGAGGGUCUUGUCAACUUUUUUGGCACCAACCCGAUAAAGGAAGUCUCCCUCGGAUCCACAGGCGAGAUGGUGACUGUAGUUGAUUGGAUGGAUGGCAGCUCCUCGAAUCUUGCAUCCGGGGAUGUCUUAGGACAUGUAAAGAUAUGGGAGUAG
Encephalitozoon cuniculi GB-M1 is the source of this 1206-nucleotide messenger RNA. RefSeq lists its product as uncharacterized. Lineage: Eukaryota; Fungi; Microsporidia; Unikaryonidae. The coding region runs from base 1 to 1206 and encodes 401 amino acids. Gene Ontology annotation, biological process: mRNA splicing, via spliceosome. The transcript has a single exon. Gene Ontology annotation, molecular function: mRNA binding; protein binding. Gene Ontology annotation, cellular component: catalytic step 2 spliceosome. The record is from RefSeq and is marked provisional.